CGUGACCGCCGAGAAUGAGCUGCAGAAGAAAUGUCCACACCUCUUCGAAAACGGAAAAUCGCCGAAGACAUGCUGCGAUCACGCUCAGAUUAUGACGAUGAGCCAUAGCAUGACAAUGGCCGAAGGACUUUUCGGCAGGUGUGCGACCUGUGUGAGGAACAUGUUCCGGCUGAUUUGCGAUCUAACCUGCAGCCCUGAGCACAGUCGAUUCCUCAACGUAACCAAGAAAGGCAAGCAGGGCGAGAUCGAGUACGUCGAAGAAGUCGAGGUUCAUGUAACGGAAGAAUAUAUAAACGGGACAUUCGAUUCAUGUAAAUAUGUGGUUAAUCCUACCACCGGCAAUCUCGCGAUGGAUAUAGCCUGCGGCGAUAAAGGCGCCAGCAGAUGUACCCCGAAAUUGUGGUACAAGUACAUGGGCGAUACCAAGGCAAAUACUUUCACACCCUUCCAAAUGACAUACGUCUACGACGAGACGGAGAAAUGGGGCGAGGAACCAUGGAACGCGAAGGCCAAGAAUUGCAAAGAAGUUUAUGAUGAACACUCCAUGGCCUGUAGUUGCGUCGAUUGCCCUAGCGCGUGUGCCUCAACGAAACUAGAUCUCGGCACGGGUAACAUCUUCAAGAUUGGUGACUUGAACGGCUACGGCAUCGUGGCGGCGAUACUGGUUCUCGUGGUGACGAUCAUCGUCUCUAUCGGUUACGGCCUCGUGAUGAAAUAUCAAAAGAAAGGUGCCGAGAAAGAAAUGGUACAAAAGAACAGAAGAAAUUGCGGUCAAUAUUGCCAAAAAAUCUUCGAGAAGUCCUUCUUUGUGUGGGGAAGAGUGUUCGCGACGUAUUCCAUUAUCGUCCUAUUCUUGGUCUCAUACGUCAUCGUCAGUUUGUGUUACGGCAUCGGGUACCUCUCGGUGACGGUGAAUCCAAUCGAAAUCUGGGCGGCACCGGGUAGUAGAUCGCGGAUGGAGAAGAAUUAUUACGAUACUCGAUUCCAUCCAUUUUAUCGAACCGAACAGAUCUACAUCAAGGCUGUCGGCCUCGAUAAGAUAAAGCAUAAUACUACGACGGGGACCUUGGAAUUCGGGCCCGUAUUCAACAAGGAUUUCCUGCUGGCCGUGUACAAGCUGCAGGGGAAGAUUCUCGAGUUGGGUCAAGAUACCGGCGAGGGUCUGGAGAAGAUCUGUUAUGCUCCCGUACAAAGCGAAUUCACCGGGCCGGUCACUCUCGACCUCUGCACGGUGCAGAGCGUCUGGGGAUAUUUCCAGAACGACGUCGAUUUCUUCAACAAUACGCGGAUUUCUGACGAAUACGAAAUCAACUACUUGGACCAUUUGUACAGUUGCAUGCAAAACGCACUCAACCCACUCUGUCUGGCUCCAUACAAGGGACCCAUCAUACCCGCCAUAACGAUCGGAGGUUUCCUGAAGGAAGGCGAAUUCCAAUACGACUCCGACGAUUACAUUAAAGCGACAGGGUUGAUUUUGACCUUCCUGGUGAAAAAUACGCUCAAACAGGAAGAGCUCGUGCAGAUUAUAAAAUGGGAACAACGCUUUCUCGACUUCAUGGCGAAAUGGGUGGACAACGAUCGACCGAAAUUCAUGGAUGUCGCUUAUACGACGGAGAAAUCGAUACAGGACGAAUUGGACAGAACGUCGAAGGCUGAGGUGACAACGAUGGUGAUCAGUUACCUCCUCAUGUUCGUCUACAUCUCCAUUGCCCUCGGCAAAAUUCGGUCCACGCUCGCCGGCUGUUUCACCAACAGCAGAAUCGUACUGAGUGUCGGCGGGAUUAUCAUAGUCAUAGCGUCGGUCGGAUGUUCGCUCGGCGUUUUCGGCUACAUCGGCGUGCCGACGACUUUGCUCACGAUCGAGGUGAUUCCCUUCCUGGUAUUGGCUGUCGGAGUCGACAACAUCUUCAUCUUGGUGCAAAACUACCAGAGGAAUCCGCGACACAACGGUGAAACGAUAGCGGAGCACAUCGGUAGGAUCCUGGCCGCGGUUGGACCUUCGAUGCUGCUUACCAGCAUGUCCGAAUUUUUCUGCUUCCUCAUCGGAGCAUUCUCAUCGAUGCCGGCUGUCAACACCUUCGCCAUGUACGCUUCGUUGUCGAUUCUGUUUAACUUUCUCCUGCAGAUAACCGCUUUCAUCGCUUUACUGUCUCUCGACUCUGCGAGAUACGAGGCAAGCCGUCUGGAUGUGCUUUGCUGUGUUAGAGUCGACAAGAACAUGGAGAUCGAAGAUCGCCCGGGUCUAAUCCACCUGCUCUUCGAGCGUUACUACACGCCGUUCUUGAUGAAAACGCCGACUAGAACCGUGGUGAUGAUGAUCUUCAUCGCCGCUUUGGCCACUCACGUCGCAGUCAUACCGCAGGUCGAAAUCGGAUUGGAUCAGAAACUCUCGAUGCCGGAAGACUCUUAUGUCCUCAAGUAUUUCCAGUACAUGGAGGAUCUUCUGUCGAUGGGUCCGCCGGUGUACUUCGUGCUGACGGAGGGCUUGAAUUACAGCAGGAGGGAUGUGCAGAACGUCAUAUGCGGCGGUCAAGGAUGCAACGCCGAUUCCUUGUAUACGCAGAUCUACUCGGCGGCCAGCCAGUCCUCCGUAUCAUAUUUAUCUAAAGCGGCUUCCUCUUGGAUAGACGACUACCUCGACUGGUCGACCAUCGACGGAUGCUGCAAGUACUUCCCCACCAAUGAAUCGUUUUGUCCCCACAACAAUGACAAUUGCAUCAAGUGCAAUAUUCUGAAGGAUAAGUCUCGACCGACUGAAAGGGAUUUCAGAAAGUAUUUACCCUACUUUUUGACAGACGUUCCAGACGAAGAUUGUGCUAAAGCUGGCAGAGCAGCUUACUACGGCGGGUUAAAUUACUACUACGACGAAUUCGGCUUGACCAAUGUGGGUGACUCGUACUUCAUGGGUUAUCACGUUCCAUUGAAAAAAUCGUCCGAUUGGUACGAGUCGAUGCGAGCUGCCAGAAAAAUAUCGGACAAAAUCACAAACAUGAUCAACGACGCCGAACUGUCGGACCAGAAGGUCAAACUGUUCCCGUACAGCGUAUUCUACGUAUUCUACGAGCAGUAUCUGACUAUUUGGCAAGAGACUCUUUUAUCGAUAAGCCUGACUCUCGUCGUAAUCUUCGUGGUAACGCUACUUCUCACGGGCUUGUCGCUCUUCUCCGCGGUGGUGGUAUUGCUUAACGUGCUGAUGGUACUGGUGAAUCUGGGAGGUCUCAUGUACUGGUGGAACAUCUCUUUGAAUGCGGUCUCCCUCGUAAAUUUGGUCAUGGCGGCAGGUAUCUCCGUGGAAUUUUGUAGCCAUAUAGUGCACUCUUACAUCACUUCCACGGCGACGACGAGGAUCAGCAAAGCGUCGGCGACACUUUGCAUGAUGGGAAGCUCCGUGUUCUCGGGGAUCACACUGACCAAGUUCGUAGGAAUAGUAGUACUAGCGUUCGCGAAGUCACAGAUCUUCAGGGUGUUCUACUUCAGGAUGUACUUGGGCAUCGUCAUAUUCGGCGCGGCACACGGCUUGAUAUUCUUGCCGGUGUUGUUAAGCUUUAUAGGUGGGUGAAACACGAACACCAUAUUUCGCUCGUCUCAACAUUAACAAUUUGAACGUAUCCGUAAUCAUUAUAAUUGCAGGACCCACGUAGGGAUAAUUUUCAUCAAACGAUCGUAGCGAAAACGCCACGAAAACACCCGGAUUUGCAAAAGCCGUGCGAAGCGACUCGUAACGCCUAUUCGUAGAUCUAUUAGUGCAACCGACUGCACAAAACAAUAUGUAAAUAACAAUUAACAUGUAAUAACGUGUAAGUCAACUUUUAGUUGUUAGUAGAAAUAAUAGCUAUGUAAAUUAUUUCGCGAGUCUGUCGAGCCUCGACUUGCGCUAUUGUUACGUUCUUACGCAUCCUUUUGAUAUUUAAAUGUAAGUAGAAAUCAAAACUAUCAUACCGAUCUGUAAUUUACUUCUAUGUAUUAACAUAUAGCAAAUUAAACGAUUUCUUUUGGAAAAUUGUAAGAUGCAUCAAGACUGUUAUGCUAUGUAUGACAACAUUAGACUGGACAUGCGAUUCUCUCUGUAUUAUGUAACAAUCCCACGAUAUCACAGCAUGAUCAUUAUAAAUUGAAAGCAUUUCACCAUACAUGUAUCAUAACACUCGUCUUAUAAAGAAACAGAAAUAUAUAGACAAGUUUUUUCAAUACAUCAUGUUCUCCAUUUUUUUAAUGAACCUUUUUCCUCGAAACUUUAUACAAACCUUGCACGGUUAGCCAUAUCUCUCACAUUUGAUUAUAUUUCUUCUUUAUCUAUUUACUAAGUAUUAAUAAGAUUAAGUGACGGAUCAAUUGCUUGAAAAAGCAACCAAGAU
Dinoponera quadriceps is the source of this 4355-nucleotide messenger RNA. Its product is annotated as Niemann-Pick C1 protein-like. The record is from RefSeq and is a predicted model, not a curated record. The coding region runs from base 92 to 3559 and encodes 1155 amino acids. Gene Ontology annotation, cellular component: membrane. Gene Ontology annotation, molecular function: lipid carrier activity. The transcript is spliced from 22 exons. NCBI's taxonomy places the organism in Eukaryota, Metazoa, Arthropoda, Insecta, Hymenoptera, Formicidae.